Onychomys torridus (southern grasshopper mouse) is the source of this 2675-nucleotide messenger RNA. RefSeq names its product glycoprotein nmb (gene Gpnmb). NCBI's taxonomy places the organism in Eukaryota, Metazoa, Chordata, Mammalia, Rodentia, Cricetidae. The transcript has 11 exons. Gene Ontology annotation, biological process: cell adhesion. The record is from RefSeq and is a predicted model, not a curated record. Gene Ontology annotation, molecular function: integrin binding. Bases 30 to 1757 code for a protein of 575 amino acids.
CAGGAGGCUGACUCUGUGACUCCCGGUGGAUGGGACUGGGGAGUGAGAGUCAAGCCCUGGCUGAUUGCGGGGCGCUCGGACUCAGCAUGGAAAGUCUCUUCGGGGUCCUGGGGUUUCUGCUGCUGGCUUCAGGACUGCCGCGCCAGGAGGCCAAACGAUUUCGUGAUGUGCUGGGCCAUGAGCAGUAUCCAGAUCACAUGAGGGUGCACAGCCAAUUACGUGGCUGGUCUUCUGAUGAAAAUGAUUGGAAUGAGAACUUGUACCCAGUGUGGAAGAGGGGAGAUGGCAAGUGGAAGAACUCCUGGGAAGGAGGUCGUGUGCAAGCGGUCCUGACCAGUGACUCACCAGCUCUGGUGGGUUCCAAUAUCACAUUUGUGGUGAACCUGGUGUUCCCCAGAUGCCAGAAAGAAGAUGCCAAUGGCAACAUCGUCUAUGAGAAGAACUGCAGAAAUGAUUUGGGGUUCACUCCUGACCGAUAUGUCUACAACUGGACAGCAGGGGCCGAGGACGGUGAUUGGGAAGGCAGCACCAGCCAAAGCCAGCACCUUGCAUUCCCUGACCGGAAGCCCUUCCCUCGGCCCCACGGAUGGAAGAAAUGGAGCUUUGUCUACGUCUUUCACACACUUGGUCAAUACUUCCAAAAACUGGGUCGGUGUUCAGCACGGGUUUCUGUAAACACAGUCAAUAUGACACUUGGCCAUCAGGUCAUGGAAGUGACUGUAUUUCGAAGAUAUGGCCGAGUAUACAUUCCCAUCGCGCAGGUGAAAGACCUGUAUGUGAUAACAGAUCAGAUCCCCAUAUUUGUGACCAUGUCCCAGAAGAAUGACCGGAAUGCAUCUGAUGAGACCUUCCUCAGGGACAUCCCCAUUGUGUUCGAUGUCCUCAUUCAUGAUCCCAGCCACUUCCUCAACGACUCUGCCAUUUCCUACAAGUGGAACUUUGGAGACAACACUGGCCUGUUUGUCUCCAACAAUCACACUUUGAAUCACACGUAUGUGCUCAAUGGAACCUUCAAUCUUAACCUCACUGUGAAAGCGGCAGUGUCUGGGCCGUGCCCUUCACCUUCACCCACACCGCCAACACCCAGCCCCUCUUUAAUGCCUACAGGUUACCCCUCCGUGGAGCUGAAUGCCAUUUCCAAUGAAAACUGCCAGAUAAACAGAUACGGUUACUUCAGAGCUACCGUCACAAUUGUCGAGGGAAUCAUAGAAGUCAACAUCAUCCAGAUAGCAGAUGUUCCAGUGCCCAUGCCCCAGCUUGACAACCCCCUGAUGGACUUCACUAUGACCUGCAAAGGGGCCAUUCCCACGGAAGUUUGCACCAUCGUCUCUGACCCCACCUGCCAGAUGGCUCAGAAUAGGCUCUGCAGCCCCGUGGCUGUGGGCGAGCUGUGCCUGCUAUCAGUGAGAAGAGCCUUCAAUGGGUCUGGCACAUACUGCGUGAACUUCACUCUGGGUGAUGAGCUAAGCCUAGCCCUCACCAGCACCCUGAUCUCUAUCCCUGGCAAAGACCCAGCCUCCGCUCUGAGAAUGGUGAAUGUUACCUUGAUCUCCAUUGGCUGCCUGGCCGUGUUUGUUACCAUGGUCACCAUCUUGCUCUACAAAAAACACAAGGCAUACCAGUCUAUAGGAAACUGCCCCAGGAAGAUGGGCAAAGGCAAAAGCCUGAGUGUGUUCCUGAGCCACGCAAAAGCCCCGUUCUUCCAGGGGAACCAAGAGAAGGAUCCGCUGCUCCUGAGCAAGCCGGGCAUGUCCUAAGUUUUCAGCCUGAUUUCUGACCGGGAGCCUGCUCCAGUGUGUUUUCGUGAGCUGUGCAGAAGCAUGUGACUGGUAACUCGUUUCCGAGGGAUUAUUGUAAAAUAUGUAUCAUGGUUUAGGGAGGUUCAUUAAAUGGCAUUUUAGAGGAGGGAUGAAAUGACUUAGUGUUACCUCCCAUUUGUGUUGUGGUUUUUACACUGUUAGUGGGGAAGGGCAGCUAAAUCUGAAGAGUGAGGGAGAAGUCAGGGAAGACUCCUGAAGGUCCUAGGUUAACUGGGAGAGGAGACUGCAUGCCUCUCCACCUUCCACAUAACCAUGUGCAUGAAUCCAGCUAGUCCUGACCUCAGGACCAGGCUCCAUCUUACUGCCCCAGCUCACUGAACCGCCUGAGCUCCUGGCAGAACAAUGAUACAUGCUUUUUGUAUGGCGUGCAUGUGUGACUGUUAUACUCAUUAAAAAGACAGUCUAAUAAGCUGGCGUGAUUAUUCUAUCAGGGUGAAAACUUUUCUCGUCUAGUUGAAUGACAUACCCAUCCAUUCAUUUAUCCAUGAACAUUUAUUUAGUGUUUCUGUAUACCAACCAUGAUGCUGGGACUUGGUCUUACAUCAGAGUUGAUGCUCUUUUGUGCACAUCUGGCUCUUGGUACAUGCUAGUGCACAGAUGUGGAGUCCUGUGCUAUAUGUGGAAUCAUGUGCUAUGGCUUUCUAAGGGAGGCUACUUCUCUUCCUAACAGUUUCUGUGUGAAAAAUCGUACAGGAAAUAAUCCAGGAUCUCACCUCUAUUUGUAAAUAAAAUUCUAUGCCAUAUGUUAGACAGAACAAUCUUUUUUCUCCUUCCUGAAAAAACAAAAUAUGGGAAGAGAUGAACCCUUGUUAUUAUUUUUCUAAUGCAUUGUUUGCUUUUCAAUUACAUUUAUGA